CUCCCACUAUGCUCGGUGGCUCAACAGGCGGGGCCGUUCCUGGCUCCGCCCCCCGGAGCCUCACUUCCGGGCGCCAGCACGCACCGCCCCGUCCCGCCCCGGCGGCCGAGCGGUAUCAUGGAGCGCCAGGUGCUGCUGAACGAGCCCGAGGAGGCGGCGGCGCUGUACCGGGGUCUUAGCCGCCAACCCGCGCUGAGCGCCGCCUGCCUGGGCCCGGAUGUCACCACGCAGUACGGGGGCCGCUAUCGGACGGUGCACACCGAGUGGACACAGAGGGACCUGGAACGCAUGGAGAACAUCCGAUUUUGCCGCCAGUACCUGGUGUUCCACGACGGGGAUUCAGUGGUGUUCUCAGGGCCUGCAGGCAACAGUGUGGAGACCCGCGGGGAGCUGCUGAGCAGAGACUCUCCUUCAGGCGCCAUGAAAGCUGUGCUGCGCAAGGCUGGAGGCACGAGCCCUGGGGAGGAGAAGCAGUUCCUGGAGGUCUGGGAGAAGAACCGGAAGCUCAAGAGCUUCAACCUGUCGCUGCUGGAGAAACAUGGGCUUGUGUAUGAGGACGACUGCUUUGGCUGCCUGUCCUGGUCGCACUCGGAGACACACUUGUUGUAUGUGGCAGAGAAGAAGCGCCCCAAGGCUGAGUCCUUCUUUCAGACAAAAGCCUUGGACAUCAGUGGCAGCGAUGAUGAAAUGGCCAGGCCGAAGAAGCCAGACCAGGCUGUCAAGGGGGAUCAGUUUGUGUUUUACGAAGACUGGGGAGAAAACAUGGUUUCCAAAAGCACUCCUGUGCUCUGCGUGCUGGAUGUUGAGAGCGGCAACAUCUCUGUGCUUGAGGGGGUCCCUGAGAGUGUGUCCCCUGGACAGGCAUUCUGGGCCCCUGGAGACACAGGUGUGGUGUUUGUAGGUUGGUGGCAUGAGCCCUUCAGGCUGGGCAUCCGCUUCUGCACCAAUCGCAGGUCAGCCCUUUACUACGUGGACCUCACCGGGGGUCAGUGUGAGCUUCUCUCAGAUGACUCUUUGGCUGUGUCCUCUCCCCGGCUGAGCCCAGACCAGUGUCGCGUCAUCUACCUGCAGUACCCAUCUCUGGUCCCCCAUCAUCAAUGUAGUCAGCUAUGUCUGUACGACUGGUAUACCAAGGUGACUUCAGUGGUGGUGGACGUCAUGCCUCGGCAGCUGGGAGAGGACUUCUCUGGGAUCUACUGCAGCCUUCUGCCUUUGGGAUGCUGGUCAGCUGACAGCCAGAGAGUGGUUUUUGACUCAGCUCAGCGUAGCCGGCAGGACCUGUUUGUUGUGGACACCCAGAUGGGCACUGUGACCUCCCUGACAGCUGGGGGUUCUGGUGGAAGCUGGAAGCUGCUGGCAAUUGACCGGGACCUCAUGGUGGCACAGUUCUCCACGCCCAGCCUGCCCCCAAGCCUGAAAGUUGGGUUCCUGCCUCCUGCAGGGAAGGAGCAGGCAGUAUUGUGGGUGUCCCUGGAGGAGGCUGAGCCUAUUCCGGACAUCUCCUGGGCCAUCCGGGUACUGCAGCCACCGCCAGAGCAAGAGAAUGUGCAGUAUGCUGGCCUUGACUUUGAAGCAAUCCUUCUACAGCCCAGCAACCCUCCAGAUAAGACCCAAGUGCCCAUGGUCGUCAUGCCCCAUGGGGGACCCCAUUCAUCCUUUGUCACUGCCUGGAUGCUGUUCCCAGCCAUGCUUUGCAAAAUGGGUUUUGCAGUACUCUUAGUGAAUUAUCGUGGUUCUACGGGUUUUGGCCAGGACAGCAUCCUCUCCCUUCCCGGCAACGUGGGCCACCAGGAUGUGAAGGAUGUCCAGUUUGCAGUAGAGCAGGUGCUCCGGGAGGAACACUUUGAUGCUGACCGAGUAGCUCUUAUGGGUGGUUCCCACGGUGGCUUCCUCUCCUGCCACUUGAUUGGUCAGUAUCCUGAGACCUACAGUGCCUGUGUAGUGAGGAACCCUGUGAUCAACAUUGCCUCCAUGAUGGGCUCCACUGACAUCCCUGACUGGUGCGUGGUGGAGGCUGGCUUCCCCUACAGCAGUGACUGCCUGCCAGACGUCAGCGUGUGGGCUGAGAUGCUGGACAAGUCACCCAUCAAGUAUACCCCUCAGGUAUACAUCCCUCCCUCUGCCCAGUGUGCUGCCAAUCUGUCCAGAGCCUUGGGGCCCUGCUCACUACCACUCCCCACAUCCCCAGGUGAAGACACCGCUACUACUGAUGCUAGGCCAGGAGGACCGGCGUGUGCCCUUCAAGCAAGGCAUGGAGUAUUACCGUGCCCUCAAGGCCCGGAACGUGCCUGUUCGGCUCCUGCUCUAUCCCAAAAGCACCCAUGCACUUUCAGAAGUGGAGGUGGAGUCAGACAGCUUCAUGAAUGCUGUGCUUUGGCUGCACACGCACUUGGGCAGCUGAAGCCAUGCCUCCCUGCAUGAGCUGGUUGGCAUAAGCCACACUUUCCUCUUGGAGAGCCCCAGGGUCUGGCAGAUCGGCGAGAGGAUUCCUGGGCUCUGGACUCCAUGGAUGGGUGAGCUGAGGAAUGUAGGCUAUACAGUCAUAAUAAAUAAGGACACAGAA
Molecule: messenger RNA, 2563 nt
Organism: Leopardus geoffroyi (Geoffroy's cat)
Lineage: Eukaryota; Metazoa; Chordata; Mammalia; Carnivora; Felidae
Gene: APEH
Product: acylaminoacyl-peptide hydrolase
Exons: 21
Coding region: 118-2421 (767 amino acids)
Biological process (GO): proteolysis
Molecular function (GO): serine-type endopeptidase activity
Source: RefSeq, a predicted model, not a curated record